GUUCCUGCAAGGCGUGUUCUCCAGUUGCCUUGGGGGAUCGAACGUCCGUGCGCUUCGGACAAGUCUCGACAGGUCUCAAACAGCAUUCGGCUCGCAGUGACCAUGUUGGCGUGCACCUAUAACUGCUCCAGGGAGGCAACCGGUUUCUGUGUCGACUGCUGCAGAGACGUCUGCGACCAGUGCAUGGCAAGAUGGCACACUGGCAUCCGUAAAGACCAUCGGAGCAUUGUCUUCCAUCGCUGCCAACUCUGCAAUAUCUUAUCAGGCCCCGCCAAGAUCGCUGGCUAUUACUGUCACUCCUGUCCGGCUGCCAAAGGCUGCUUUGGCGUCUAUCUUUGUUCUCGAUGCUGCCAAGAAGAGCACGCAGGAGUGAAUCUACUUCAUGGUGGCACCGAGAAUCGGAUACAUAAUGUUCUUCAUGUGCGCUUGAACGGAAACAACACCGUCCCUACAACUCCACCGAUCACCGCCUCCUCUGUCCCUAUAUCUGCAAUCUCCGCCUCCGGUCAUCAUGAGCGUAUACCCGCCUCCUCUGUACCUGUGCCUGCAACCACCGCCUCCGGUCAACAGCCCCGUAUACCCGUUAAUCAGGCCGUUGAGCGAGCAGCCCCGGAUUUCGCCACAUUCCGAAAUCGGAUGGAAAAGCACUUUCCGCCGAAAAGAGCAAUGAGUGCAGAAGUCCUUGCAAUCCCUUCAACCUUCCCCGCCGUCAGGCAAUCGGCUCAAGUUCCUGCAACGGCAACAACAGGCGUUCGACAUGCAGCGGCCCCAGCACCUGUUCAUGAAUCUAUAGCAGAAGCUAUCGUUCCCUUUCAUGGACCGACUUCCGCGACUGCUGAUGUCACCCAAGCGGCCCGCAUAUCUGAAGCUUUCCUCGCGAGACCAGCCAGCGCAGGGCUCCCCAUUCAUAUGCGCCAAGUCCUCUCCAAUCAUGUAGCUAUCCUUGCGAGGCAAGCUGGCCUUAGUUACACGCCGACUCCCGCGACAACGCCCGUCAGCCAAGCUGCCUCCAUUCAUGUGCCUCCGAUAGGGGCGGACACGAAAGCUCCCGUCACUCAUAUACCUACCUCUACAACAACGCCGGUCAGCCCACCCGCACUCACUCCUUUACCCACCGCAGCAACAACGCCUGUCAGCCAACCGGUGCCCACGCAUAUAUCUCCUCCAGCAACAACGCCCUCCAGCCAACCGGCGCCCACUCCUGUAUGUAGUUCGGCAACGGCGCCCGUCGGCACAGCUGGGCCGACUCCGACGCCUACGACCGUCGGUGGCCAAGCUGCCGCCGCUCAUAUACCUGCUUCUGCAACAACGCCAGUCAGCCAAGCUGCACCCAUACCUGUACCGCCAGUUGCGAAACCAGUCACCCAAGCCGCAUCCAUUCCUGUUUCUUUUGCGAAACCAGUCGGCCGAGCGGCCCCCAUAUCUGUGCCGUUCGUUGCGAAACGAGUCAGCCAAGCGGCGCCCACUCCUUUGCCUACUCCCCCGAUGACGACCGUCGAAAACAAAGCU
Fimicolochytrium jonesii is the source of this 1509-nucleotide messenger RNA. RefSeq lists its product as uncharacterized. The transcript is spliced from 2 exons. NCBI's taxonomy places the organism in Eukaryota, Fungi, Chytridiomycota, Chytridiomycetes, Spizellomycetales, Powellomycetaceae. The record is from RefSeq and is a predicted model, not a curated record. The annotation marks the transcript as partial.